Heterobasidion irregulare TC 32-1 is the source of this 1641-nucleotide messenger RNA. RefSeq lists its product as uncharacterized. The record is from RefSeq and is a predicted model, not a curated record. The transcript is spliced from 4 exons. Bases 97 to 1107 code for a protein of 336 amino acids. Lineage: Eukaryota; Fungi; Basidiomycota; Agaricomycetes; Russulales; Bondarzewiaceae.
CAGAGCGGGACGACCGCGAAACGAAAGGCGUCAGUAGACGAUGUCGAAUCAGAGGGCAUCCAUUGCUUGAAGCGAUCCAGGAUACCACGCGAGGACAUGCGUGGGGAUGAGGCAGACGCAGUAGAAGAGCUAUUGCGACUAGCGUCCAAGAUACGAGCGGACCUCGAGGCCCCUCUAAUGAACACAGCUACAUUCAACUACGGGCACGAUGCGGACACUUUCCACAUGAUGCAGCCGGCUGUCGAAAUUAUACCUGCAUCCGUUGCAGGGCCUAGCCGUCAACCAACGAUGGCAGUGCUCGACACGCUAAUCACGAGUCAGGGAGAGAGAGAGUCCCAAGCGGGAAAGGCGAGCGCAUGUGCAGAGGGCGAGGCUCAUGGUGAGACCGCUAACGCGCAGGCCAGCGGCGAGACAGAGGAGAAGCGUAAGAAGAGGUGCAAACCACCUGGGGACGGGCCAUGGGUCUGCAAGGUCCAUAAUUGCGAAUUCAGGCGCUGGAACGAACUGGACCGACACAUGAGGAGCCGCAAGCACGAAGAAAAUGCAGAGGAGUUCCAUCGCCCCUCUCUAUCUCAUCGAUGCCAUCGAUCGGAUCCUCAGCCUUCCUCCCCAACGACUACAGCUCAAACGCCUAACAUGUCUGAUCGAACGCCCACUCAACAGUCUACUCCUCUCCUUACCGGCGUGCCUCCCGCUCAACCUGCAAAGCGUGAUCAAGCUCGGCAGCGUUCUCACCAACCAACUACCACCAUCCCUCCUCUGUGGAGACCUGGAAGGCCUUUGAUGCUGUUCGGUUUUCUCUUCACGCGUGACUUUCUUGACUGGUACUGCACGGUCAAUAAGGUUGGCCCUAUCCGCACUGAACAGCAGCGGUUCACCACCGACACUGUCGCUUUCGAUAAAAUCCGAUUUGAUGCGAAACUCAGGAAGUCUGACUGUAGAACGGUAUACACAGGCGAAGACGAACCCGAUGAUCUGGCUUUAUGCUUGGUGAUUGGGACUAACUAUCUGGAACAAGACCGAAAGCGACCAGAUGAAGCCAUCAUUCAGAGCGUUCAGGCUGCCAUGGGUGUCAAUAUGGUGCCGAUGUGGUACCGCAUGUACUAGAGGUUAGCCACUACGACUCUUAUGAAACAUCCGUUACUGAUACAAUAUCCAGCACUCUGUUUCCCCUCUCGUUGUGGUUGUCCACGGAUGUCUGAGUCUGGGCCACCCAAUCUCGUGGAUCGCAUAUGUGCAACUCAGUGUAUCGCGAAGUGUUUCUUUUUCUUUCAUUUUCCACCAUGUUUCGUGAUACUGUUUCGAAGGCACUCGAUGAUUGUUUUUGCUCAUACCGGCUGCAGCCAUGGUCGUGCGGAGGAGGUGUGGAAGAGAGGAGUUGCCAUCUCCUGCAGUUCAAAGGCAUAUUGGUAGUACUACGCCCCUUGAGAGUAGACCGUACGGGUUCAUCUGUCAUCUGCUAUCAGUGAGCGAAGUUUCGCAGCCCAGCCCCUCACAUACUCCUCCAAUAAAGUCGUUGACAGCACCAGCUAAGACUGGACGGAUUCGCUCACUCGUUCUUGUUCAGUAUGUUCUACACAAUGCCAUACUGCCACAUGUCGUAGGGAUCAUCAUAGUUCAACACAAACGAUGAGGAAGCGG